Messenger RNA from Trichosporon asahii var. asahii CBS 2479, 3192 nucleotides. RefSeq lists its product as uncharacterized. The record is from RefSeq and is a predicted model, not a curated record. The transcript has a single exon. Lineage: Eukaryota; Fungi; Basidiomycota; Tremellomycetes; Trichosporonales; Trichosporonaceae. The coding region runs from base 1 to 3192 and encodes 1063 amino acids. Gene Ontology annotation, molecular function: nucleic acid binding. Gene Ontology annotation, cellular component: mitochondrial inner membrane.
AUGAUCCCGAGAGGAAGGGGAUCGCUGUCCUUGAUGCGGCGUCAGCCGUUGAUGGGCAGCGCGUCUUCCCUACUGCGGCCGCAGUUCCCGGCGGCAUCACUCGUGCGACCGACAGUCGCCACCAGCUCCCUGUCACGCCUGGUCGCCCCAAGUAUCCGAUUCUAUGCCGACGACGCGCAGCCACCUCCGAAGGAGGAAGAUGCUGCCAAGAAGGAGGACUCUGAGGCGGCAAAGCAGGAGAAACCUGAAGAGAAGAAGGUCGAGGAGGAGGAGCUCGACGCGUCCGACCCGGAAGCCGUUGAAGCCGCGCGGCAACACGCGUCAUUCUACAUUUCGAACGUCCUUCCGAUAAGGCUGAGUGGGUUCGACAUUCGCCCCAAGCUCGCUGAGAUUCGGGAGCAGACGAUCAUGGAGCAGCUUAACCAGAUCGUCGGCGGACUGAAGGGUCGGCACGCGUUCCGACUCGAGUCGUAUGAGAUUGCGCGCAAGGACGGCGGCGUGUUCUUCCACUUCACCUACCUGAAGCCGAAGUUGACGCAGCUUCCGCGCAAGCACCAAGGCUGGACUCACGAGCACGCACCUGAGGACGAGGCACCUGAACCCACCAGCCCGGCAGCCCUCUUCCUCCCGCCAUUGCUCGAGAGUGCGCAGAAGCAUGGCGGAUGGCCCUCCUGGCUCGGCAAGUGGUGGAGCAACUUCACAGACCGGCAUAACACCCCCAAGACAGAGAGCGGACACGAGUACUAUCGUGGUGGAGCGGUUCCAGUCCGCGAGCCUGAGUUGCGCGGGUGGCAACGCGAUGCCGGAGCCGGUCGUGCCUGGGUCGUCAAAGGCCGCCAGUGGACCGAGGACUUGUCGCGCUACCCGUCUUCGCAGCUCAAGGUCGAGUUCGCUGGUCCGGACGUCGGGCAGGAAGUUCUCUACUCUUUGUUCCGACCAUACGGACGCAUUAUCGAGAUCGUACCGCCGUCGCCGGUACCGGCCGGUGCGCUGAGGUACAGCAUCCUGAAGUUUUCGCGUAUCUCGACAGCAGUCGCAGCGAGCAACUGUCUCCAUUCUUACUCGACGCCGACAAGCCAGAUCGACUAUGACCUCGUGAAGAAGCAGCCAGACCAGGAUGUGACCCGCUCUACCCUCAAGAUCUGCUAUGAGCAGCCGCUGAAGGGGCACUACUUCCGUGAUUGGGUGAGGGACCACCCGAAGAUUGCGAUUCCGAUCCUGGCGUUCCUCCUUGGCGGUCUGUCGUACAGCUUCUUCGACCCCAUCCGCUCCUUCUUCGUGCGCAACGACAUUGAGGGAACGUGGGAUUUGGAGAAGUACCAGACCGUCAAGUUUGUCCGCGACAACAUCUGGCUUCCUGUGUACAACACGCUUACGGGGCAGCGUAACCGCCCGCAGCGGAAGCGCAAUGUCGACGAUCUCGGCCGCGCAUCCUGGCAGGACAGGAUGGAGGCUGAGGCAAACAUCGAAAAGUGGAUCCGCGAGUUCCCCUCCACGUUCAUUGUCGUCACCGGUCCUCCGGGCAGCGGCAAGCACGAACUCGUGCACCGCAUGAUUGAGGGCUCGCACCGACCGUCGCUGGAGAUCGACUGCGCGGAAGUCGCGAAGGCGAAGACGGACGGCGACCUCGUGAAGAACCUGGCAGCUCAGACGUCUUACUGGCCCGUGUUCUCAUUCUUGCAAAGCAUGAACGGCCUGAUCGACCUGGCGGCUCAGGGCCUGAUCGGACAGAAGGCCGGCUUCAGCACGCCGAUUGACGAGCAGCUGCGCAACAUGCUCGAUGUCGUCACUACCGCACUGAAGGGCGUGACACAAGAUGAGCAGGAGGACAGGCUGGAGGCAGCGCGGCAUGCCGAGCGUGAGAAGAAGACGCACUUCAUGCACGAGGCGGCUCGCGAGUCGAUCAACAACGGAACGUACCAUGACGGCCGCCUCGACUGCAUCGCAGGCAACGGAGUCAUGUCCGAGCUCGGAUUUGGGCAGGAGCCGAUGACGUCCAAGGACGCUCGUGCGCCGAAACCAAAGGAGGAGAGCACGGAGCACUUGGUUGCUCGCGCCCAGGCCGCGCUCGCAGACAAGCCCCCGCCCGCCGAGCAGUCCGAGGACGCAGCGGACGAGGCGCCUGUGCUUGACACGAAUGCCGAGACAAUCAGCACACUCCCAAUCGUUGUGCUGCGCAACUUCAGCGCAAAGCCGGCCCGGGGAGACCUCUGGAAGGUACUUGCCGAGUGGGGCGCGGGUCUGUUGGACAACAAGAUUGCGCACGUCAUCGUCGUCGGCGAAGGCAGUCUCACGACCAAGACGCUGACGCACGCUCUGCCGUCCAAGCCUCUGAACCACGUCACGCUCUCCGACGCAGACACGUACAACUCGCUCGAGUUUGUGCGGGAGAAGCUCUCCUCGUCCGAGAAGGACAAGGACGGCAACCCCAAGCAGUACGUGCUGUCCGAGAAGGAGAAGGAUGCGAUUGCCAAGCUCGGCGGUCGCAUGGUCGACCUCGAGCUGCUCGUGUACAAGGUCCGCGGCGGGCAGAGCAUCACGCAGGCUGUCUCCGACAUCGUGCUCCGCAAUGAGGUCGAACUGAGGAAGCAGGCCUUCGGCGACGACAGCGAGGACGCUGCCUCUCUCCCGUGGAGCAGGGCGCAGGCCUGGAAGCUCGUCACUGAGCUCGCGCGCGCUCCAGAGCUGUCCUACGAGAAGCUCCUGCAGUACUACCCCUUCAAGGGCGGCGACAUGGCGCUGAAGGCGAUGGAGGAGCGGGACAUUGUGACGAUCGUCUACCGCGAUGGGCGCGCCUAUGCCGUGCGCCCGGGCAAGCCCGUGUUCCGCGAGGCGUUCCGCCAACUCGAGGCGGACAGCACGUUCGCGGCCGCGAGCCAGAUUGCGUACAACAACAGCGUCAUUUCCGCCGCCGAGGCAGCAAUCAAGGGUUACGAGGAGGAGCUCAACAAGCUCAAGGCGCUGAUUGGAGAGGGAGACGGCCUGAAGCUCAGCGACAAGAGCAGGGGAUGGCUCACGUCCUGGUGGGGCGAGAGCUCGCCCAUCAACCAGCGCGCCAAGUACCUGCUCGAGCAGAUGGACGCCAGCAUGAAGAAGAUUGCGGCGGCCAAUGCCGACAAUGCGUGCCAGCUCGAGAAGUUCAACCCGCCCACGGAGGGACAGGGCAAGUGCCGCACGCGCCUGGCUUCGUAG